This is a messenger RNA of Trichobilharzia regenti, 1384 nucleotides long. The record is from the annotation of a GenBank genome assembly. NCBI's taxonomy places the organism in Eukaryota, Metazoa, Platyhelminthes, Trematoda, Strigeidida, Schistosomatidae.
CGAGUACAUAACAAUUUGGCGACGGGGAAAACUACUAUUAACCACUCAGCAGCAGCAACAUAACAAUUUACUAUGGAUUAUUCUAAAUUGGAAUUAUUGUUUGAACAACAAUUGAAAUUAAUGGAAAUGUUCGUCAACCAACAGACUGGUCCAGCUCCACCUUCAAGCAAUCCCAAUCAUACCAUGCUACCAUCUGUCGACGGUAUUGUGAACAGCAUUUCACAGUUCAAUUAUGACCCAGAGGCUAAUGUCACUUUUGACACAUGGUAUCAACGUUAUGAGGAUUUAUUCACUGUUGAUCUCGCCUCACAAGACGAUGCCUGGAAGGUGCGAGUUUUGCUACGUAAAUUGGGUCCGGCAGAAUAUGAACGGUACUGCAACCUAAUUUUACCACAGAAACCACGUGACAAUUGUUUCGAUGAUACAAUAAAGUUGCUGCGUGAACAUUUCGGAGACCACUCCUCAUUAUUCAGUAUACGUUAUCGUUGCCUCAAGCUGGCAAUGAAUGAAAAUGAUGAUUUUCUUACUCACGUUGGCACAGUCAACCGAGAAUGUGAGAGAUUUCGACUCAGGUCCUUAACAGAUGAUCAGUUCAAAGCCUUGAUUCUCAUAUGCAGUCUCCAAUCUCCUCGUUUCACAGAUAUCCGAACUCGACUGCUCAAUCAGCUAGAACAAAAUCCCAAGUUAACAUUACAUGACAUAGCUGAUGAAUAUCAACGGCUGAUUAAUCUGCAGAAAGACACACACCUGGUCGAAUCAACACCUUCGAGAAGCUCUGAUAUUCGUGCAUUACGAAAGAGCAAAAAUCUCUCAUCAUCCAGUCCUGACCCACCUACUUCUCUAAUGUCCCGCGGAAAUCUAUACAUACUCGUCCAACUUCACAAAAUACGACAAAGAAGACCCCUCCAUCACCAUGCUGGCACUGUGGCGCGUGGCACUUUGUAAAGUCUUGCCCAUACAAAAAUCAUCGUUGCAGCAAGUGCAAAAUCAUCGGUCAUAAAAAUGGGUUUUGUCAGCCACGCCAACUCAGAUAUCAUAAUCCAGCAAAAGCUCAACAAAAUGUCGGUCCUAAAUCUCCAAAAAGAUCACUGAGUCUACGUGCAACCUGUCAAGUCACAACACCAGCUAUGCGGAAAUAUAUUGACCAUCAGAUGAAUGGUCAUGAUACUCGUCUGCAGCUAGAUACUGCCUCUGAUAUUACUGUUAUAUCAGAGAAACUUUGGAAUUAUAUUGGCAGACCACCUAUCACCAAUACUUCCCAGUCUCUUCUCAGUGCCUGUGGUGGGCGGCUCAAACUAAUUGGUGAACUCAAAUGUCCCGUUUCCUUCCGCAAUACCAAAUUCACAGGAAUUUGCUACGUCACCAAGAGUGAUUUAAAUCUUUU